AUGUCUCGGCCUGUCAGAAAUAGGAAGGUUGUUGAUUAUUCACAGUUUCAGGAAUCUGAUGAUGCAGACGAAGAUUAUGGAAGAGAUUCGGGCUCUCCCACUAAGAAAAUUCGAUCAUCUCCUCGAGAAGCUAAACAUAAGAGGCGAUCUGGAAAGAAUUCACAAGAAGAUAGUGAAGACUCAGAAGAAAAAGAUGUGAAGACUAAGAAGGAUGAUUCUCACUCAGCAGAAGACAGUGAAGAUGAAAAAGAUGAUCACAAAAAUGUGCGCCAGCAAUGGCAGGCAGCAUCUAAAGCAGCAUCUAAACAGAGAGAGAUGCUCUUGGAGGAUGUGGGCAGUGAGGAAGAGCCAGAGGGAGAAGACGAGGCACCAUUCCAGGAAAAAGAUUCUGGCAGCGAUGAGGAUUUCCUAAUGGAAGAUGAUGAUGACAGUGACUAUGGAAGUUCAAAAAAGAAAAACAAAAAGAUGGUUAAGAAGUCCAAACCUGAGAGAAAAGAAAAGAAGAUGCCAAAACCCAGACUAAAGGCUACAGUGAUAUCAAGUCCAGUAAAAGGCAAAGGAAAGGUGGGCUGCCCCAUAGCUUCAAAGGUGUCAAAGGAAAAAACACCUUCUCCCAAAGAAGAAGAAGAUGAGCCAGAGAGCCAUCCAGAAAAGAAGGCGUCUGCAAGUCCUCCACCUGAGAAGUCUGGAGAUGAAGGGUCUGAAGAUGAAGCCCAGUCUGGGGAAGAUUAAAAGUGAUGAUGGUUUGGGGAGAGAUUUUAUUAAAAAAUAAAAAAAGCAAAAAAGAAGGGGAAAAUAGAAAGCUACAUAAGAUAGAACAUGGUAUUGGCUAUUGGCUAUGGCCUGACUCAUGGGCUUUCAGUGCUUGUUUCCACUUGUUGAAAAUAGUCUCUCUCUCUCUCUCUCU
Jaculus jaculus (lesser Egyptian jerboa) is the source of this 907-nucleotide messenger RNA. Its product is annotated as nuclear ubiquitous casein and cyclin-dependent kinase substrate 1-like. Bases 1 to 732 code for a protein of 243 amino acids. The record is from RefSeq and is a predicted model, not a curated record. Gene Ontology annotation, cellular component: cytoplasm. NCBI's taxonomy places the organism in Eukaryota, Metazoa, Chordata, Mammalia, Rodentia, Dipodidae. Gene Ontology annotation, molecular function: single-stranded DNA binding; double-stranded DNA binding. The transcript has a single exon. Gene Ontology annotation, biological process: interstrand cross-link repair; double-strand break repair via homologous recombination.